AUGAGAAUUGAGGUGCCCCAAAAUCAAACAACUAUCUUAGGCCUUCUCCUAACUUUUUUGGUUGCUUUUCAACUAAAAUCAUUCGGUGAUAUCAAGUUGGGGAUUACUGGAUUAGGAAGAGCAAAACAGGGAACUUAUGUCAUGGUAACAGCUUGGGCUAGAGAGACACAAGUGGAUGAUAGGCUUGGACUCCUUAUAGCAGUGGCAACUGGCAAGCUCAAUAUCAAGAAGCUAUCUCUGUUAUCUAUGCAUGAGCUGAGAGGACUGCUGACUAGACCUAGAAAGAGAAAGGGCACCACUGAUCAGUAA
Molecule: messenger RNA, 309 nt
Organism: Dovyalis caffra
Lineage: Eukaryota; Viridiplantae; Streptophyta; Magnoliopsida; Malpighiales; Salicaceae
Source: the annotation of a GenBank genome assembly